This is a messenger RNA of Porites lobata, 651 nucleotides long. The record is from the annotation of a GenBank genome assembly. Lineage: Eukaryota; Metazoa; Cnidaria; Anthozoa; Scleractinia; Poritidae.
AUGGAGCGUUUCAUCGCCGUAAAAUUCGCUUUGAGAUACCAUAUCAUAGUGACCAAUCGCCGGGCAGCGAUCGCUUCCAUGGCGAUGUGGUUGUGGACUUCACUCGUUAUGGUUGUUUUGCCACAGACUCUUCAAACCAAUAGCAGGAGCGACUUUGAACGAUUUCGCCAAGCGAUUCAUCCGUGUCUUAGUACUCGAGAAGCAUGGCCAGACCGGGAUCUGCCAUUGGAAACUAAAGUGUACCUCAUCUUCGUGGUGAUAUCUCUGUUAGUCAUCCCAUUGUUAAUCAUCCUAUCUUCGUACUCCUAUAUCUUUAUAGUGUCCCACAAGCACAGACGACACAUCGCAGGGCGGGGUGACUUCCCAGGAAUGACCACCAUCAGGCAUCAACUAAAAGGCGCCCUAACCCUCGCCUUCGUGGUAUCAGUAUGCCUACUCAGUAUCACCCCUUUACUGGUCGUGACAUGUCUCCGAUUUUUCAGGGAGCUUCCCGACUGUCGCCAUUCAAGACCGAAGCAUCUAAAUUUCAUCGCCUACGUUGUUGCAACUGGUUUAAACGCCAUUUGCAAUCCUCUUAUAUACGGAUGGAGAAAUGGAAGAUUUAGGAGUGCCUUUCGCAAACUCCUGGGGUGCGAUCAGCAACCCGGUUAA